AUGGAAAUAUUUGUGAACUUUUGUGUUUGUGAAUUUCCUGAAUUACAAAUACAGACACAGUGCUGGGAGCCUAUUGAUGUAUUUCCUUUUAACCAUCUAUUUUCUUUUUCUAAAAAUCAUCUCAGGUAUGUGGAGCCAAAGAAUGUAACAAGAAUCUCAGAAUUCUUCCUCCUGGGUCUUUCUGAGGAUGCAGAACUGCAGCCUCUCCUUUUUGGGCUCUUCCUAGUCAUGUACCUGAUCACUCUGCUUGGUAACCUGCUCAUCACCCUGGCCAUCAGUACCGACCCUCAUCUCCACACCCCCAUGUACUUCUUCCUCUCCAACCUGUCCUUGACUGACAUUGGUUUAAUCUCCACCACAGUACCAAAGAUGCUGGUGAACAUCCAGACACAGAGCAAAUCCAUCACCUAUGCAAGCUGCCUGGCACAAGUAUCUUUUUUAAAUCUCUUUGGAUGUCUGGACAGUCUUAUCCUGACAGUGAUGGCUUAUGACAGGUUUGUGGCCAUCUGUCACCCUCUACACUACACAGUCAUCAUGAACUUCCGCCUAUGUGGCUUGCUAGUUUUGGUAGCUUUUUUCAUCAGUCUUUUGGACUCCCAGUUACACAUUUCAAUGGUAUCACAGCUUACCUUCUGUACAGAUGUGGAAAUCCCUCAUUUCUUCUGCGAUCCCCCUCAACUCUUUAACCUGGCCUGUUCUGACACCUCCACUAAUAUCAUAUUAGUGUAUUGUAUUGGUGCCGUCUUUGCUGGUGUUCCAGCCACAGGGGUCCUUUUCUCUUAUAUUCGAAUUGUUUCUUCCAUCCUGAAAGUCUCAUCUUCCAGUGGGAAAUAUAAAGCCUUUUCCACCUGUGCUUCUCACCUGUCAGUCAUUUGCUUAUUUUAUGGUACAGGUAUUGGAGCGUAUCUCAGUUCAGUCGUCUCAUCUUCUGCCAGGAAGGGUGCAGUGACCUCGGUAAUGUACACUGUGGUCACCCCAAUGCUAAACCCCUAUAUCUACAGCCUGAGGAACAGGGACAUUAAGAGAGCGUUGCAGAAGUUCCUCAGCAGAAUAGCCUAA
This is a messenger RNA of Chrysochloris asiatica (Cape golden mole), 1059 nucleotides long. Its product is annotated as olfactory receptor 18-like. Gene Ontology annotation, biological process: G protein-coupled receptor signaling pathway. Gene Ontology annotation, molecular function: olfactory receptor activity; G protein-coupled receptor activity. Bases 1 to 1059 code for a protein of 352 amino acids. The record is from RefSeq and is a predicted model, not a curated record. Gene Ontology annotation, cellular component: membrane. The transcript has a single exon. Lineage: Eukaryota; Metazoa; Chordata; Mammalia; Afrosoricida; Chrysochloridae.